Messenger RNA from Penicillium antarcticum, 738 nucleotides. It is a transcript of the gene derA, whose product is annotated as putative ER-associated proteolytic system protein Der1. The transcript has a single exon. The record is from RefSeq and is a predicted model, not a curated record. Gene Ontology annotation, molecular function: ubiquitin-specific protease binding; misfolded protein binding. Gene Ontology annotation, biological process: endoplasmic reticulum unfolded protein response. Lineage: Eukaryota; Fungi; Ascomycota; Eurotiomycetes; Eurotiales; Aspergillaceae. Bases 1 to 738 code for a protein of 245 amino acids. Gene Ontology annotation, cellular component: Hrd1p ubiquitin ligase ERAD-L complex; endoplasmic reticulum membrane.
AUGGCUGCUCUUUGGGAGAACAAUGGGCAACCAGGCCAAUUCCCCCUCGAGCAAUGGUUCUAUGAAAUGCCCCCGGUCACCCGGUGGUGGACAGUAGCCACUGUGGCAACCUCGUUGCUAGUACAGUGCCACAUCGUGACCCCAUUCCAGCUAUUCUACAGCUUCCGCUCGGUAUACGUCAAGUCGCAAUACUGGCGGCUCGUAACAACGUUCCUCUACUUCGGACCGCUCAAUCUCGACUUACUAUUCCAUGUCUUCUUCCUGCAGCGAUACUCCCGUCUGUUGGAGGAAUCCUCCGGCCGCUCCCCGGCUCACUUCGCAUGGCUGAUUUUCUACGCCAUGACCUGCCUCCUCAUCAUCUCGCCUUUCCUUUCUAUCCCAUUCCUCGGAUCGGCGCUGUCAUCCAGCUUGGUUUACGUAUGGGCCCGUCGCAACCCCGACACUCGUCUCAGUUUCUUGGGAUUGUUGGUUUUCACCGCGCCUUACCUGCCUUGGGUGUUGAUGGGAUUCAGUUUGAUUGUGCAUAAAACUGUGCCCAAGGAUGAGAUACUGGGUGUUGUUGUUGGCCAUAUCUGGUAUUUCUUCAAUGACGUUUACCCGCCUCUGCAUGGGGGCCAUCGGCCAUUUGAUCCGCCUCGGUGGUGGCGCCGUAUUUUUGACGCUAGACCUCCCAGUGAGCGUGGUCCGACAACUCUGAAUCGGGAAUUUGUGGCGGCUGCGGCGCCUGAAGUUCGAUGA